Empidonax traillii (willow flycatcher) is the source of this 763-nucleotide messenger RNA. Its product is annotated as mitotic checkpoint protein BUB3-like. Gene Ontology annotation, biological process: mitotic spindle assembly checkpoint signaling. The transcript has 6 exons. Gene Ontology annotation, cellular component: mitotic checkpoint complex; kinetochore; bub1-bub3 complex. The annotation marks the transcript as partial. NCBI's taxonomy places the organism in Eukaryota, Metazoa, Chordata, Aves, Passeriformes, Tyrannidae. The record is from RefSeq and is a predicted model, not a curated record. Gene Ontology annotation, molecular function: ubiquitin binding.
CGGGCGGCUGUGCGCGCGCGCGGCAGGCGGCGGCGGCGGCGGAGCGUCUCCCGCAUCCCGACGUGCUUCUCCCCGGCCGGACCGUGACAGCGACCGACGCCCCGGCGGCUCUGCCGUGACUCCCGGAGGUUUUUCCGAGCGCCGCGCGGAGCGGCGGGAGGAGCUCGUCCAACAUGAAAACGAUGACGGGAUCAAACGAGUUCAAACUGAACCAAACUCCAGAUGAUGGUAUUUCAUCGGUGAAGUUCAGUCCAAACACGUGUCAGUUUCUGCUUGUUUCCUCCUGGGACACGACUGUUCGGCUCUAUGAUGUCCCUGCCAACACCAUGAGACUCAAAUAUCAGCAUUCAGGAGCUGUCCUGGACUGUGCUUUUUAUGAUCCUACCCAUGCCUGGAGUGGAGGGCUGGAUCAGCAGCUGAAAAUGCACGAUUUAAACACGGACCAAGAAAACCUUGUGGGUGCCCAUGAUGCUCCCAUCAGGUGUGUUGAGUACUGCCCAGAGGUGAAUGUGAUGGUGACUGGAAGCUGGGAUCAAACAGUUAAACUGUGGGAUCCCAGAACUCCUUGUAAUGCAGGAACCUUCUCUCAGCCUGAAAAGGUGUACACGCUGUCUGUGUCUGGGGACAGGCUGAUCGUGGGGACGGCGGGCCGGAGGGUGCUGGUGUGGGAUUUACGGAACAUGGGAUACGUUCAGCAGCGCAGGGAAUCCAGCCUCAAAUACCAGACCCGCUGCAUCAGAGCAUUUCCCAACAAACAGGUAUG